ACAAUGCGUACGUUCAUCAUUCAGCGUACCUCGUCGGCUGAUGUGUAUCCAUCGAGCUGGCCGCUGGGUGUGGCCGGCUGGCCGCCGCCUCGCCUCGUGCUGUGCUGUGCUUAUAAAUGCCUGCCCGUGAGGCCGUGACCAUCCCCGUCCAGGGCCAGCCAUUCCAAUUUCCCACAUCCUCUUUCCAUUUCCGCUUGUGUGCUGCUGCAGAGCCGUCUAGAUUCAGGCAGCAGAAGGAUCGAGAGCAGGUUGCUGCUGUGCCAAUCAAUGGCCACGGCGGCGCUGGCGCUGGCGCUCCUCGUCCUCGCGCUGCCGGCGUCCCUCGCCGUGACGUCUACGUACGUGCGGCCGCCGCCGAGGGCCACGCUGUCGUCGCUGCUCGAGGACGACGCCGGCGCCGACGGGCAGACGCCGCAGCAGGUGCACAUAUCACUGGUAGGGCCAGACAAGGUACGGGUGUCAUGGAUCACCGCGGCCGACGCGCCGGCGACUGUCGACUACGGCACGGACCCAGGCCAGUACCCAUUCUCCGCGACCGGGAACACGACAGCCUACUCCUACGUGCUCUACCAGUCUGGCAGCAUCCACGACGCCGUCAUCGGGCCGCUGCAGCCCAGCACAAACUACUACUACCGCUGCAGCGGCAGCUCCUCGCGGGAGCUCUCCUUCCGGACGCCGCCGGCCGCGCUGCCCUUCCGCUUCGUUGUCGUCGGGGACCUAGGCCAGACGGGGUGGACGGAGUCCACGCUCAAGCACGUCGCCGCGGCCGACUACGACGCGCUGCUCCUCCCGGGCGACCUGUCGUACGCCGACCUCGUGCAGCCCCGGUGGGACUCGUACGGCCGCCUCGUCGAGCCGCUGGCGAGCGCGCGGCCCUGGAUGGUGACGCAGGGCAACCACGAGGUCGAGCGCCUGCCGUUGCUGGAGCCGCGACCCUUCAAGGCGUACAACGCGCGGUGGCGCAUGCCCUACGACUAUGCCGCCGCCGACAGCGUCGCCGCCGCGCCGCCGUCGGACGACAACCUCUUCUACUCCUUCGACGUGGCCGGCGGCGCCGUGCACGUCCUCAUGCUGGGCUCCUACGCCGACUACGCCGCAGGGAGCGCGCAGCUCCGCUGGCUCCGCGCCGACCUCGCGGCGCUCCGCCGCCGCGGCACCCCGCCGGCCUUCGUGCUGGCGCUCGUGCACGUGCCGUGGUACAGCAGCAACGAGGCGCACCAGGGGGAAGGCGACGCCAUGCGGGACGCCAUGGAGGCGCUUCUGUACCACGGCGCGCGUGUCGACGCGGUGUUCGCGGGCCACGUCCACGCGUACGAGCGGUUCCACCGCGUCUACGCCGGCAAGGAGGACCCCUGCGGCCCCGUCUACGUCACCAUAGGCGACGGCGGCAACCGGGAGGGGCUGGCCAACAAGUUCAUCGACCCCCAGCCGUCGAUCUCGGCGUUCCGUGAGGCCAGCUUCGGCCACGGCCGACUCGAGGUGGUCAACGCCACGCACGCGCUCUGGACGUGGCACCGCAACGACGACAACCAACCAGUGGUUGCUGACCAAGUGUGGAUCAACAGCCUCGCGGCCAACCCAACUUGCAACCGAAGCAUCAAGAUGAUGUAGUAAUGUGUCUGUUUACUAGUUUGGGGUUAAUUUAUUAUUGAAAGCAUAUCAUAUGAGACUCUAUUGUAUAUGAUUUACACAGUAGCGGAUCCAGGAUUGAUCCAAUUA
Molecule: messenger RNA, 1719 nt
Organism: Zea mays
Lineage: Eukaryota; Viridiplantae; Streptophyta; Magnoliopsida; Poales; Poaceae
Product: probable purple acid phosphatase 20
Exons: 2
Coding region: 268-1611 (447 amino acids)
Molecular function (GO): acid phosphatase activity; metal ion binding
Source: RefSeq, a predicted model, not a curated record